AUUUAUAAUAUAUAUAUAAGUAUAUUUGUAUAUUUGGUUAGAAACAAAGAAACAAAGAAAGACUAUGCCACAAUUUCAUCCUGCUAGUAAAAGACCUUCGUUUGUCAAUUUCCCUAUUCCAUUUGACCAUCCUUAUAUACUCCCGACCCUUCUCUUGACCGUUUCGGCUUCAUCCUUGGUCUAUUAUUAUCUUCAGGCGACUCAUGCAGCAGAUCUCAUUGAAGCAGUGAGACAUCGCGAUAUCCGCAGACGACGCACGCUCAAACGACCCGAAGAAAGAUAUGCCAGUCUCAAGAUUGACCGGUUGUUUGUAAAUCCUUUCAAGGAAUGGCAACCCGUGUCCUGGUGGGUAGCUGUUCUGUUUUGGUUUCCUCGGUGGAGAAGGAAUGGUGUCCCCAAGUCAAUCAAAGCAUUGGACGAGAGCUUGCCAAUCCAGACUCCUUCCUUUGACAUCAUCUUUCCAACUACCGAGAUGUCGGCUUCGUUGGAAAACCCAACCCCAGAAAUUACCUUUACUUGGCUGGGACAUUCAAGCUGUUUGAUGACAAUCGGGGGUAUUACUGUCCUUACUGAUCCAGUAUUCACUGACUGUCUUGGACCUCCUGGAUUUGGGGGACCAAAACGUUUACGACCACCGCCAUGUGGAUUGAAGGACAUACAAGACAAGAUUGAUAUUGUACUGGUGUCUCACAAUCACUUUGAUCAUCUGGACGAAUCGGUGGUUCGGACCCUUGGAAAUUCGGUGACAUGGUACACACCCCUUGGUCUUCGGGAUUGGUUUGUCAACCUGGGCGUAGAUAAUGUAAUCGAAUUAGACUGGUGGCAGGAGAUACAUCACAAGGAAACACCUGACAUUGUUAUCGCAUGCGUGCCGACCAUGCAUUGGAGUGGCAUGAGGAAGCCGUUUGAUGUGAAUCAGACUCUCUGGUGCAGUUUUGUCGUGAGAUCCUCCAAACAUCGGCUCUUUUUCUGUGGAGACGGCGGUUAUGUCCCGGAUCUAUUCAAGGCAAUCGGAGAGAAAUACGGUCCUUUUGAACUGGCAGCCUUACCUAUAGGAGGCCAUGAAACCAAUCGUCCUCAACAACACAUGUCUGCAGAACAAGCUGUGCAAGUACACAAGGCAAUUGGAUGUCCCAGGGUGUCUGUAGGGAUUCAUUGGGGUACAUUUAUGUUAUCAAACGAGCAUUACCUGGCACCACAAAAAUUUAUUGAACAAUGUGGAGAAAAAGGGUUUAAGACAACGGCCCUGGGAGAGACAUUGUCCCUUUAGCUUAUAGAAAUAAACUCCUUGCAUUAAAUGCAGU
Molecule: messenger RNA, 1304 nt
Organism: Phycomyces blakesleeanus NRRL 1555(-)
Lineage: Eukaryota; Fungi; Mucoromycota; Mucoromycetes; Mucorales; Phycomycetaceae
Exons: 8
Coding region: 65-1270 (401 amino acids)
Biological process (GO): N-acylethanolamine metabolic process; N-acylphosphatidylethanolamine metabolic process
Cellular component (GO): membrane-bounded organelle; cytoplasm
Molecular function (GO): N-acylphosphatidylethanolamine-specific phospholipase D activity
Source: RefSeq, a predicted model, not a curated record